Molecule: messenger RNA, 1806 nt
Organism: Procambarus clarkii (red swamp crayfish)
Lineage: Eukaryota; Metazoa; Arthropoda; Malacostraca; Decapoda; Cambaridae
Product: collagen alpha-2(I) chain
Molecular function (GO): structural constituent of cuticle
Source: RefSeq, a predicted model, not a curated record
CUAGUAUAUAAGGGAGACGCUGCCGCAGCUUCCUCAGUUCAGCCCGCAGUAGCCAUCUGUGGAAUUCUGUGGUACUCAAGCUCGCUACUUAAGGCACAAUGAGGAUUUUGGCAGCUUUCUGCGUGCUGGCUGUGGGCGUCAGCGCACAGCUUGGGCCAUCAGGACUCAUAAACCCAGAUGGCUUCAAUACACAAUUCACUCAAGAAUUCGCCAACAGUAUUGUUUUGAUUGGGCCAUCUGGUGCCGUGACCAGUACGGGCGAAAACCUCCAGCUCACUGGUGAACAAGCCGCACUCAACGCCGACAACCCACAUGUAGGUAAUUUUGAAGCCAAUCGUGGCGUUGUGGGACCCUCAGGUGUUGUCAGUCCCGACGGCAACAACGUCCAGUUCACCCAGGAACAGGCAGACAAUAUCGUGCUCAUCGGUCCAUCUGGUAUCGUCACUAAGGAUGGCCAGAACUAUCAGCUCAACGACCAGGGUGUCCCUCGAGUCAAGCGCUCGGAACCGAUUGUUGGACCUUCUGGGAUCAUCACCCCUACCGGCAAGCUGAUUCAGCUGCCAGCAGGUGUAACAGUCGCAGCUGCUGGCCCCUCUGGUGCUGUUCUCUCGAACGGCGAAAACGUACAAUACCGUAAGAAGCGUUCGAACGGUAUUUUACCAAUUGUUGGACAUUCAGGCAUAAUCACCCCUACCGGCAAGCAGAUUCAGCUGCCAGCAGGUGUAACAGUCGCUGCUGCUGGCCCCUCUGGUGCUGUUCUCUCGAACGGCGAAAACGUACAAUACCGUAAGAAGCGUUCGAACGGGUUUGAAGCAGUUGUUGGACCUUCAGGCAUCAUCACCCCUACCGGAAAGCUGAUUCAGCUGCCCGCAGGUGUAACAGUCGCAGCUGCUGGCCCCUCUGGUGCUGUUCUCUCGAACGGCGAAAACGUACAAUACCGUAAGAAGCGUUCGAACGGUUUUGAAGCAGUUGUUGGACCUUCAGGCAUCAUCACCCCUACCGGAAAGCUGAUUCAGCUGCCCGCAGGUGUAACAGUCGCUGCUGCUGGCCCCUCUGGUGCUGUUCUCUCGAACGGCGAAAACGUACAAUACCGUAAGAAGCGUUCGAACGGGUUUGAAGCAGUUGUUGGACCUUCAGGCAUCAUCACCCCUACCGGAAAGCUGAUUCAGCUGCCAGCAGGUGUAACAGUCGCAGCUGCUGGCCCCUCUGGUGCUGUUCUCUCGAACGGCGAAAACGUACAAUACCGUAAGAAGAGAUCUGAUUCCCUAUUGGGACCCUCAGGAUACAUUACCCGCGAAGGACAACCAAUUCAUCUGCCAGUAGGUGUAACAAUUGUAGCAAAGGGCCCCUCUGGUCUAGUUUUAUCCAAUGGACAAAACGUACAAUACCGCACUAAGCGCGCUGAACCCCUGGUUGGGGCCUCAGGCAUCAUCACUCCUGACGGCCAACUUAUCCAACUACCGGCAGGUGUGACGGUUGCAUCUGCAGGACCAGCUGGGGUGGUUCUCUCCAAUGGAGCAAACAUUCAGUACAACUAUUAGAACACUUUUUAAGAUCGUUCGUGCAUUAUAACAGUCAAGUGAUCCAAUACGAAACUGGUACACCCUUGUCGCUGCUGGUAACUCUGCUUUCUUUCCAGCUAAUAGAGCAUGCAAUUCAUAUUUUUUAUAAAUAUGCUGAACUGCAAGUUCUUAAGUUUAAAUACUUGCCAUCAUGCUGUGUAUAAUAUGCCUGCAACUUUGCUUUUCACUUCUUGCAAUCUUUGUACAUUUCAUUUAACGCUCUUGUCAAUAAAAGAUGAGCUGA